AGAAAGCCAAGCGAAUCCGCAACCGUUUCGGUCUGUCACCUUUAAUCUCUGUCCGUACACUGAAAUCACUCCUGCUGUGGGCGUCAUAGAUGGCUUCCCUUCUUUUGAUUGUUCUUCUCUUGGCGUUUACGUGGCCUUUCUGUGAUUGUUCCACCCAAGUUAUCAGGAAGGAGUUAAGAAUUAAUAAAGUGGUGAACCAGGAAACUACUGUACAAUUGGGCCAUUCAAUUGAAUAUAACAGAGUUGACCCGUCACGAGUUAUCCAACUUUCAUGGCAACCAAGGGCUUUCUUAUACAGAGGAUUUCUAUCUGAUGAGGAGUGUGAUCACCUUAUUUUUUUGGCACGUGGCAAGAAAGAGGAGCUUGCAACAAAUGGUGGUGACUCAGGGAAUGUUGUCAUGAAGAGGCUGCUUAAAAGUUCAGAAGGUCCCUUGUAUAUAGAUGAUGAAGUGGCUGCAAGGAUUGAGAAAAGGAUUUCGGCUUGGACUUUUCUUCCUAAAGAAAACAGUGAGCCUUUGGAGGUUGUGCAGUACCAGUUUGAAAAUGCCAAACAGAAAUAUAACUAUUUUAGUAAUAAAUCCACAUCGAAAUUCGGUGAGCCUUUGAUGGCAACAGUUCUGUUGCAUCUCUCAAAUGUCACCAGGGGCGGAGAGCUUUUCUUCCCAGAGUCAGAGUUAAAAAAUUCCCAGUCAAAGAGUGGGAUAUUAUCUGAUUGUACAGAGAGUAGUUCUGGCUUGAGACCUGUUAAAGGGAAUGCAAUUCUAUUUUUCAACGUUCAUCCUAAUGCUUCACCUGAUAAGAGUAGCUCCUAUGCUAGAUGCCCUGUCCUCGAGGGAGAAAUGUGGUGUGCUACCAAAUUCUUUCACCUAAGAGCAAUUGGAAGGGAAAAUGUUUCAUUCGAGUCAGAUGGAGGUGAAUGCACCGAUGAGGAUGAAAAUUGUCCAAAGUGGGCUAGCAUUGGAGAAUGUCAAAGGAAUCCUAUCUACAUGAUUGGGUCCCCAGAUUACUCUGGGACAUGUAGGAAGAGUUGCAAUGUUUGCUGAUGGGCAACCUCACAUGCCUAUUCCUUUGAUUUUUUCUUGAGAAAAAAGUCAGCGUCUUCUAAGGCUUGUUCUAUACCCCAUCAUUUCAGCUUUUUUGUCAGAUUAAAGAAAAUUUUGUUGUAGGAUUGUUGAACAACUUAUAUUAUGUGAUCGGUGUGACAAUAAAAAAAUAUGCAAUUGGAGUUGAUUACCACUA
Messenger RNA from Vitis riparia (riverbank grape), 1239 nucleotides. RefSeq names its product probable prolyl 4-hydroxylase 12. The coding region runs from base 90 to 1043 and encodes 317 amino acids. Lineage: Eukaryota; Viridiplantae; Streptophyta; Magnoliopsida; Vitales; Vitaceae. The record is from RefSeq and is a predicted model, not a curated record. Gene Ontology annotation, cellular component: endoplasmic reticulum. Gene Ontology annotation, biological process: peptidyl-proline hydroxylation to 4-hydroxy-L-proline. Gene Ontology annotation, molecular function: L-ascorbic acid binding; iron ion binding; procollagen-proline 4-dioxygenase activity. The transcript has 7 exons.